CCGCUCAACAUUGAGCCUCAUCAGCUCGCAGGCCAGCCGUUGCAGUUCGCCGCGCGAGAGAAAUGGUGACAUAACGGGCAGGUGUGUGCGGGAGGCCAAGUGGAUCUGCUAGUCAGGGCCAAGUUGCACUCCUUUCGGAUUUCCUCCUGCUGAUUAGAUGCCAAGCAGCGAGCUUGAAUACGGAAAUUUUACUUAUCGACCAUCGCUCCUUUUCUGCCGUGCCAUUGACGAUAGCAGCUUUUUCGGCGUUACACUGCGUCAACUUCAACGCUCCCUUCCCGCUCAAGUGCGACCGCCUCGCUUCACCGUUGGAGGAACUGCAUUUCCACGCCAGCUGUCCUCAUUCGCCCUCAAACACCGAACACGUUGCUUCUGCGGUGCCAUACCGUUGAGCAUUUUACACCUUGCGCUGGCUCUAUAUCGACUGUAAUCCCAGUCUUGUGGGCCUGUCGACGCAAGCCACGCGCUCACGGCGUCUUUACAUUCCGCGCAGCCUCUCCACCUCGAU
Molecule: messenger RNA, 508 nt
Organism: Cucurbitaria berberidis CBS 394.84
Lineage: Eukaryota; Fungi; Ascomycota; Dothideomycetes; Pleosporales; Cucurbitariaceae
Exons: 2
Coding region: 158-430 (90 amino acids)
Source: RefSeq, a predicted model, not a curated record